CUCUUCUUUGAAGCACUAUGAACCCGUACUUUUACCACGGUGCGUGGCCUCCGCAGCAUCCGUCGGCAGGAGGACACGGCGCCAUGCCCAUGCCCUCGGUCCUCGGUCUGCCGCCCAUGCCCCCGGUCUUCGGUAUGGCGCACAGCCAUCCCAGCCUCGCCUCGCAUGCAGCUGGCUCGUCCAACGCCGUCACCCCGCUCCAUCACAUGUACUACCACGGCCCAUGCCAGGCCUUGAUGGCAUCGUCGUCGAAGCAGACUGUUCCCGCCGCGGGCGAGCCGCCGCUGGUCGACGCCGAAGGCAACGUCGAUAAGGUGGCCAAGGCCAAGGUGGUGUCGAUGAUCAAGGCCGUGCCGGACUUUCCCAAGCCAGGCAUCGUCUUCCGUGACAUCACCACGCUUGUCGAGCAUCCAGAGGGCCUCGAUCUGACCACCGACAUCAUUGCGGCAUACUACGCCGCUCGCGGGGCGCAGCUCGACGCUGUCGUCGGCUGCGAGGCUCGUGGCUUCAUCUGGGGUGCCACCCUCGCCCGCCAACUCGGCGUUGGUCUCAUUGUGCUUCGCAAGAAGGGCAAGCUUCCGCGCGAGACCAUCUCUCGCGACUACUCGCUCGAGUAUGGCUCGGCCUCGCUCGAAUGCCACGUCGACUCGAUCACGCCCGGCAUGCGCGUCGUCCUCGUCGACGAUCUCCUCGCCACCGGCGGCACCAUGGCCGCCUCUGUUGCCCUCGUCAGGGAGCUUGGCGCUGACGUUGUCGGCACUGCUUUUAUCUCCGAUUUGCCCGCCCUCGGCGGGCGGGCCAAGCUUGAGGGCGACGGCAUCGACGUUUUCUCCAUCGUGGCCUUUGAUUGA
This is a messenger RNA of Thecamonas trahens ATCC 50062, 851 nucleotides long. RefSeq names its product adenine phosphoribosyltransferase. The record is from RefSeq and is a predicted model, not a curated record. Gene Ontology annotation, cellular component: cytoplasm. The transcript has a single exon. Gene Ontology annotation, molecular function: adenine phosphoribosyltransferase activity; adenine binding; AMP binding. The coding region runs from base 18 to 851 and encodes 277 amino acids. Gene Ontology annotation, biological process: AMP salvage; adenine salvage. Lineage: Eukaryota; Apusomonadida; Apusomonadidae.